UGUCUGUUUUUCGGACAAAGGUCUAGUAACUUAAGUACUUAAGUAAGGCAACUUUUUAAACAAAUUAAAGAAAGGAGAUCGGUGUUCUUUGCUUAAGAGUUUCUAAGUGAAACCAACCGGUUUAUUUAUUUGAAUAUUCGUACAUGCAGCCAUGGCAUCCCGAAAGGCACCAGUUGACAUGUACACGGUGUCCCAGGUCCCUGGCUACAAAACUGUGAUGAGAGCGGUUCUAAAGGCGCAAAUACAUCAUCUGAUUGUACAGCUAUCCGAGAUUGGGGGUGAAGAUUCUGUCCUUCUUACAGCCAGUGUGGAGAAUGGUACACUUACUCAUCUUGGCUCAGAUGUUGCUGAAAGCUUUGUUGAAGACCAUGACAAUCUUAAGACAGAGUUUCUGGACCAUUGUAUACAAGCUCAAAAAAAGAGGCCCUAUACCAGUAAACUGCGCACCAACAUUGGACUGAGAUCAAAAUCACAGGCAAUAAAACUGACUUCCGGUGAGAGGACAAAUAAUAAGAGGUACGCACCUUACAACUACCGUCCAGACGGAACGUGUCUCGCAAAAGUGAAAGGUACUGCAAAGGGAAGCAUGUCAAAUAGAUCAAAGACAAAUGCUGAAUGUCCUAAUGAUGACAAGGCAACUGCAGUCAAAGGCAUAAAGAUGGGGAAUAUUGGAGAGGAUGAUCAGUCAGGUGACACAGAUAAGGAACAUGUUAGCGGAGACAGUGAUGAUGACUUUGGUGAUGAAGAUAAUGGUAUAAAGACUGAGCCAAGUAGUGAGAUCGACAACAUUGGUUCUGAAAUGGAUGUAAACACUGAUGAUGCAGCAAAUAAUGUUACAGGAGACACACUAGAUGAUUCCAAAUCAUGGGACGAAGAUGCUGGUGAAGAGGAGUUUAGGGAGCCUCCUAAAAAGAUAACAAAAUGCCAUGUUUGUGGGGAAGAGUUCUCUGUGGACGCACAUCUGAAAUCGCACUUCACCAUGUACCAUCCAGACUUGCAGCCUUACAAAUGCGAGAUUUGUGGUACCUGCAUUUGCUCGAAACGAGAUUUGGAACGACACAUGAACGUUCAUUCUGACUUGCGACCUUUUCAGUGCUCAGUUUGUGGAAAAGGGUUUCGACACUCAAGAAACCUUAAAGAUCAUGAGUUUAUACACACUGGACUUAAACCCUUUAAAUGUGAGGUCUGCAAGCGCCGUUUUAGAAAUAAACAUGUUCUCAAAUCACAUUCAUAUAUACAUACUGGUGAAAAACCAUUUAUAUGCCAAGUGUGUGGCAAUUGUUUCAGGACAUCAGGUGAUAUGAAAGCUCAUUCAGUUGUGCAUUCGUCAGAGAAGCCAUUCGAAUGUCAUCGGUGUGAGAAAGCCUUCAAAAGACAAUCUCACCUUCGCAAACAUCUGAAGAAUCAUCCUAAUACAGUCACAGUGAUGGAAGAGGUCGUAUAUGAGGGCAUAUGUGAAUCUCCAAAUGAGGCUGAAAAAGUAGUGGUUACAUACAGUUAGAAUGUUUUAGCUUCAGCCAUCAACUUAGUAUGAGGAUAGAGGACCAUUUGGAGAUUAUGCAGGUUGUUUUAUGUGUUUGUUGGUUAAAACAUGUGGUUAGUCCAUUAGGAAAUUCCCUGUAUAUGCAUUGUUCAUGAAUUUCUAUGUACAUGGACAUUCAAUUGAUGGUAACAUGCCAUUGUGUAUAAAUAAACUUUGUGCCUUAUGUGUGUUGUUAACUUUCAUGUCUUUUAAGGGGUACAAUAUAGGCUGAUAUAGGCAAAAAAUAUAAAAAAUAAUAAUAAUUUGACUUGAAUGACCAAAUACAGCAAAGCAUAGGAUUUGAGUACAGAUAAAACAAUAAAUGAUACUGGCCAUUUAGCUGCCAAUUUAAAAAAAAAAAACAUUCCUAAAGGCUAAUAAUUUGUUUAAUGUACUCAUAUCAUAUGCUAUGUUAAAAUAUGAAGUUUGUUUGCAUCAUACUAUACUUUGCCCCUUAGAUACUCUGGAAGUUACAUCCACACGCUUUUUAUCUGCAGUACUACAUGUACAUGUAAUUACAAAAUUUGUUAUACAACAGUUUUAACUAUACUUCUUUUAUUUAUACAUACUUGUCAUAUGGGCAGAUCAUAAAAUAGUUUAUCUUCAUACAUUAACAAAGCUGUUUUUUACAUUGUUAAUUUUAACAAUAAGAUCUUAAUAUUUUUAAAUUCUUAUUUUUUACCAGAGUGCAUUUCUGUAUGAUUUUA
Mya arenaria is the source of this 2229-nucleotide messenger RNA. Its product is annotated as zinc finger protein 721-like. Bases 152 to 1501 code for a protein of 449 amino acids. The record is from RefSeq and is a predicted model, not a curated record. Gene Ontology annotation, biological process: regulation of transcription by RNA polymerase II. Gene Ontology annotation, molecular function: DNA-binding transcription factor activity; RNA polymerase II cis-regulatory region sequence-specific DNA binding. NCBI's taxonomy places the organism in Eukaryota, Metazoa, Mollusca, Bivalvia, Myida, Myidae. The transcript is spliced from 5 exons.